CCCCGACUGCAACAUGUUGGUCCAAGUCCAGUUGUUGUGGCUGCUCUCAGUUUUCACAGGAUCCGAGGGUGAAGUGCGGCUGGUGGAGUCCGGAGGAGGCGUGAAAUACGCAGGAGAGUCUCUGCGUCUCUCGUGCCAGGCCUCAGGGUUCAAUUUUGGGGACUACAAUAUGGGUUGGUUCCGGGAGGUUCCAGGAAAGUCCCGUGAGCUUGUUUCCAGCAUCAGUUACUGGGCUGGGAGUAGCACUAAUUAUGCGGAUGCAGUGAAGGGAAGAUUCACCAUCUCCAGGGACAACGCUAAUAGCCGGCUGUACCUGCAGAUGGACAGGCUGAGAGUGGAGGACACUGGCCGGUAUAUCUGUCAUGGAGAGACAGGAAGGUUUUGGUUAUGUUACAUGUCAUUGUGCUAUGCUAACUACUAUGGAUCAGGGACAACAGUUACAGUAAAACCAUGGGUUGAGGGGCUGAUAAGCGGUGGAGGGGCUGUGAAACUGGCGGGGGAUUCUCUCCACCUCUCCUGCGCAGACGCUCGAUUCACCUUCAGGGACUAUGAGAUGGGCUGGUACCGGCAGGCUCCUGGGCGAAGACCGGAAUGGGUCUCCCACAUUGACCCCACCGGGAGAUACCCACAGUACGCAGAUGCCGUGAGGGGCCGCUUCUCCAUCUCCAGAGACAACACCAAAGGCCAGCUGUACCUGCAGCUGGACAAUCUGCAAGUCGGGGACAGCGGGCGGUAUUACUGUGUGAGAGUCACAGGAAGGGACAAUUAUGCACAGCUAGAUUUCAGAACUGGUACCGAAGUUAUAGUGGAACCAAGAGCCCGAGCUGAAUCUCAGCCCACAGUCUUCGUCCUGAGGAACCAGAGCUUCGCCGCUUGCCUGGUGAAGGAUUUCUAUCCCAAGAAGCUGAGCCUGACUCUGUCCGCCCCCCGCCCCCCACUCACAGAGCCUCUCCAGGCCACGGUACCCACCGCCCAGGGAACCUACAGCGCUGUCGGGAUCGGACAGUUCAGAGAGGAGGAUACGGUGACCUGCUCCGUGCGGCAUGGCUCGGCGCAGAUGAACGUGACCGAAGGGCAGGAUGCAGCCCCAGCACAUCCUGGUUCAGAAAAUUCCCUGAAAUCUAGGGUCUCAGACCAAGAACACCUGAAAACUGAUGUUACGUUUCUGGUUUCAGCACAUCCUGGUUCAGAAAAACUCCAGGGCUCUGUCUUGACCUGUUCAGAACAGAGCACCACAGGAGACCGUGAAUGGGGCAACACCCUGUCCAUUGUCAUCCUGGCACUCAGAGUCCUGCUCCUGAAAAGCGUCGCACUCAAUAUUCUCCUGACAUUCCAGGCCUCUUGUCGCUGA
Messenger RNA from Tachyglossus aculeatus (Australian echidna), 1351 nucleotides. RefSeq lists its product as uncharacterized. Bases 14 to 1351 code for a protein of 445 amino acids. Gene Ontology annotation, cellular component: blood microparticle; external side of plasma membrane; immunoglobulin complex, circulating. The transcript has 12 exons. Gene Ontology annotation, molecular function: immunoglobulin receptor binding; antigen binding. Lineage: Eukaryota; Metazoa; Chordata; Mammalia; Monotremata; Tachyglossidae. Gene Ontology annotation, biological process: defense response to bacterium; B cell receptor signaling pathway; innate immune response. The record is from RefSeq and is a predicted model, not a curated record.